AUGGAGGCAGAGCUCCAGGCCCCAGCUCAGCCCCAGACCCUGGCGGAAGCCCAGCCAUUAGGGUCCGAGGCGGAGGCCGAGACCCCAUCGACCCCAUCGCCCUCCUCCUCCUCAGUCCCCCCGCCCUCCUCUGUGGAAGCCGAGGCCUCACUCUGGGAUAUAAGGCGUGUGAUGAUGGCUGACCUGGUGGGGUUCCUGCUCCUCAAGUAUCGUGCUAAGGAGCCCAUCACCAAGGCAGAGUUGCUGGCCGUGGUCCCCAGGGAUGCCAAGGACCAGUUCCCUGACGUCUUCUGCCGCGCCUCCGCCUGCAUGCUGCUGGCCUUUGGCUUGGAUCUGAAGGAGGUGGACCCCGGCGAGCACACCUACGCCCUGGUCCCCACCCUGGGCCUCACCUGGGAUGGGGUGCUGAGCGGUCAGGAGCUGAGCCUGCCCAAGACCGGCCUCCUGGUGGUGGUCCUGGUCGUGAUUUUCCUGCAGGGCGACUGCUCCCUUGAGGAGGAGGUCUGGGGUGCCCUGGGCAGGAUGGGGGUGUGUGCCGGGAUGGUGCACUAUAUCUAUGGGGAGCCCAGGGCACUCCUCACCCAGGUGUGGGUGCAGGAGGGGUACCUGGAGUACCGCCAGGUGCCCCACAGCGACCCCGCCCGCUACGAGUUCCUCUGGGGUCCCCGGGCCCACGCGGAGACCAACAAGGUGAAAAUCCUGGAGCACCUGCUCAGGGUCAACGGGAGGGUUCCUAGGUCGUGCCGUUUCCUGGCCGAGGAGGCGGUGAGGGAGGAGGAAGAGGAGCCCUGAGCCCGAGGGGCGCCCAGGCUCCUUGCAGGCCAGCAGCUUGUCCAGCAGCUUCGCUCUGUGUUUGAAGAGCGAGCAGGCAGCCUGCCAAGGAGCAGGGGCCGGGCGAGGGGGGCAC
Molecule: messenger RNA, 907 nt
Organism: Phacochoerus africanus (Common warthog)
Lineage: Eukaryota; Metazoa; Chordata; Mammalia; Artiodactyla; Suidae
Product: melanoma-associated antigen 10-like
Exons: 1
Coding region: 1-792 (263 amino acids)
Biological process (GO): negative regulation of transcription by RNA polymerase II
Cellular component (GO): nucleus
Source: RefSeq, a predicted model, not a curated record